Molecule: messenger RNA, 5670 nt
Organism: Anopheles stephensi (Asian malaria mosquito)
Lineage: Eukaryota; Metazoa; Arthropoda; Insecta; Diptera; Culicidae
Gene: Tab2
Exons: 5
Coding region: 900-3659 (919 amino acids)
Source: RefSeq, a predicted model, not a curated record
GUCGCCAUAAGCCGUUUUACGGUGGUGUGCGUGUACGUACGUCACUGAGCGGCACGGUGUUUUUCGGUGUAAUUCACCACCACCACAGACGCAUCACAACACUACCUGUGCGCACCACCGGUAGCGAAGGUUGCUUUUUUUCAUUAUUUGUGCCGUCGCGGUCGCCGCGGUCGUCGUCGUCGUUGUUGUUGGCAUACGUUUUCCGCGAACUUCGUUCUCUCUGUGGUGCAUUCUUGUGCGUGUUGAAUGUACAUAAUUUGGGGCUUUUCCAGAUGUUCAACGCCAAAGUGUCCAGAAAAAAACGUGCAUCGGAAAAGUGAAGUGAAUGUGUGUUAAAACGUAAUUGAAGUGCAAUCGUGUGUGUGUGUGUUUUUCUAUAGUAGGCUCUCUGUGUAUCCUGACAGCUGAUCAAAGUUGCCAGUGCAUUUGUAGUGCUUGUGUGCGCGUGUAUUUGCUUUUAUAUCUCCUGUGAAGCUGCACCAGCUUGGUGCUAUCAAGAAAGAAGUGAAGCGAAGUGAAAUAAGAAAAAAGUUUUGCAACGCAAUACACAUAUGCCAAUUUGUGUGGGAGAGCACCAGUUUUUAGGUCAACACAAUACAAGCAUCCUUUAAGUUAGCUGUGUGCUCGGAUCAGCGAUAGCUUGGGCCUCUUUCAACGUUGUGUGUUCUAGCAUUACUACUACUCACACUACUACCCUUCAAUCGGUUUCGGCGUCCAGCAGUAAGCUGAAUCUUCAUACAUCAAGCCAUCGAGUUGACUGCACAGUAGCUAUUUUUCUCGUCACACUCAUCAGCCGCGGAAAACCUCAACAGUGGGAAAGGAUAACAAAGAGACGUCCAGAACCUAUGGUUGGCUGCAAAUUUUCAUAAACUUAAUGAGCCCAUCGAGGAUGGCAGAGUAUGGCGACUAAUCCUUUCAAGCAAACGCCAGCAAUACCCAGCACGACCCAAAGUAACAACACUCAGCACUAUUACGAUGAACCCGCAACAGCCGUGUUUACUUCGAACAGUUCCGCAGCAACAAGUGGCAGCGGGUCUAACGCAGCGGACAGUAGCAGUAUCCUGAAGCAGAGGGCGACGUGUGCCUGCUCGAACAUCAGCAUUAUGCAGCUGUUUCACGAAAUGAAGCAAAAGUAUCCAACCGUACCGGACACGGUCGUGUCGGAGCUCGUCACACAGAACUGUCACGAUCGGCCGGCAUGCAUCGGCAAGCUGGAGGAAGCCGUACUCGGAACACCUGCCCAAACCACCUACCCGUCGCAAUCCAUCCACAGUGGCAGUCUGAAAAGGCGCAGUGGUGAUCGAAAGCUGGCCGGUAAUCGAUCGGAUGGCAGCAACAGCUAUAGCAGCAGUAAUAGCAGUAGCAAUAGUAGCCGGGAGAGCAGCGUCGAUAGUAGCAGGUUACAGGGUGCUUCAUAUCCUACCACACAUCAGCAGCAGCAGCAGGGAGUUCCGACGACCGGUGGCGGCACAGGCUACAGUGAUAAUAGAUUUAUAGGAGAGAGCCGAAUAUCUAGUUCGUGCGCAAACCGGCCCACUACGCUGGCCGUACGUCCAGCAGCAGCAGGCACUGGGGUGGGUAACUUUGGAGCAACGCCGCCACCACCUCCGAUGCGACCCAAUCGGAUAGCUCCACCAUGUCCACCAAACAACGUACCGCUAGGGACGUCCACGAUCACGACAACAACCACGGCUAGCAGUAGUACUGAGCUCGGUGAGACGGUUAACCUGCAAGUGAACGUUACCGUAUCGCCUAAAGCCGGUGGACCGAUGAUCGCUGGUCAACGGCACACAUCGACGAUCUCGCUCCAGCCAGAGCCGCCGUACUCACGCGAGCUAGCCCAAGUUAGCAGUACGUUCAGUGGUGGAAAUCCUUUGGUGAUGGGAUCACCCACUGCUGGUACGGUGGCUGGCAGCACACCGGGUGGAUCUUCGCGGACAGGAUCGGCUUCGGUGGGAAUCGGCGCUGGCGGUAACGGUGGUCGUAGCUCUACCUCGGUUAAUCUAACCCUGCGACAACCGACCGACGGUCGACCGCGCACACCCAUCCACAUCCACGCCAGCCCACUCAAGUAUACCGCCAAAAACUUUAACGCUCAGUCCGGCAUUCAAUCGAAGCUGGAGGUUACGUUUCGUGAUGGUUUCGGUUCGUUCAGUGCAAUGCGCGCUCAGGUUCCGGGCUAUGAACCUCAGCGCGAGAUGAUGGCAAGCCCACAGCAACCGGAACGGGAACCGUGCGCCGUUGCUUUGCCGGACGGUCAUAGUGGAUGGUAUCAGUCACCGUCGUCCGCUGGCAGCAGAGUUCCGUACGGCGGGCUGGCAGGAUUUCCUCCACCGCUUUCAUCCUCAUCGCCACUGCCCAACCUGGCGGCCCAUCAGAUGGUGUCUAGUCGGGGCAUGAAUGGGCAGUCCCUGUUUGCCGACGGCCAGCUAGAGAACGAUGGACUGACGAAGGAAAUGCGCUACCAGAACUUUGUUGUCGCAGAGAUGGCCGUCUCACAGCAGCUGGAGCAAAAGCAGCGUUUAAGCCUGGAGGUAGAACGGAAACGGACCCAGUUCGAGUCGAUCUGUCGUGAAAUCUUCGUGUUGCAACAACCUCUGCGCUUUAUCGAUGCGGAGCUGCUCGAUCGUGAGGUGCUGGUGCUGGCGGCUGAGGUCGAGCAGCUGCAGAAGGAAGUGGAUUCGUGCGACGAAGAAGAGGCACGGAUACAGGCCGCAGCGGCCGCAGCCGCGACGGGUUCAUCGAUAACGGAUGGGCUGAGUGCGCUGAGCGUUGAAGGUGGUUCACCAUUAAUGCUUCCACCGUCCAUGGUGUCAGGAGCUAGUGGUGGGGGGACUGUAGUGAAUCGUCCACCAAGACCACCCCGACCUCCGCCGCCCAGAGCCCCAACACAGUCGCCGUCGCGUGGCAGUUCAGGAAGCGUUACGCCGAGUACGCCGCACCUUGCCCCAUCGCUAGCCGUUAUAGGCGGCACGUCGUCACCAGUACCGACCCCCACGUCAUCCGUGUCCUCGUCCUGCUCAACCUCAUCGUCGUUUCAGUCGAACGGUGGAGGUGUCGGUGAUCCGACGGCUCCCAAUCGACUGCAACCAUCCGCCACAACAGGCCCCAAUCAACCCUGGACCUGCAGUCUCUGUACAUUCCAAAACCACGAACUAAUGCCCGCGUGCGAAGUCUGCUCGCUGCCGAAAGCAUCCGGUAGUAGAACGGCUGUGGCUGCACCAAUGACCAACAGCAACCCGGCCUUUGCGGUCGCGGGCGAUGUGCGCGAUGGUGUCGGAGGAUCCCCCCAUGCUGCCGGUGUGUUGUUGCGCCGUCAACAUCAUCUUUCGGUUGAUACUGGCGUUGCGGCUGCUGCUGCCGCCGCCGCUGCUGCUGCUGCCGCCGCCGUUGUUGGGGCAUCCGUUGCCGGACCUUCCACGGCACCUCCCUAUCCGGGCGUUGCGGAAAUGCCUCCACCGACAUUUGCAUCCUUGACCACGGGACACACCUCCACGUCGAUGCCGCUGCAACCUAUUCCCCUUUCGCAUGGGCAGCAGCAACAGCAGCAGCAGCAGCAACAGCAGCCAACGCAAACAGUACAGCAGCAAUCCCAGCAAUCCAAUCCGCCGCCACCAUUGCAAAAUGCCCAGUAUCAGAAAUCAUCCAUCGAAUGCUAAACAAACCGCUCAAUGCCAUCGCCACUGACGAUUUACAGCCCUACUAACACGCAAAAAACAAAUGCAUUGAUUAAUGAGCGAGCGAGAGAGUGAAACUCGAUCGAAGGACAAGUUCUGCUCAGCUGUCCAGCCUCUCCGUACAAGAGGAAAUACAUUAGCAUUAAGGAAAGAUCGCCGAAAGUAGCCUUUUGCAUGAAUUUUUGCCGAAUAGUGCGAGACAUUUUCCUUGGCCACGGUAGGGAUGUGUCUCUAUCAUGUGUGAGUGUGUGUUUGCAUUGCAUGUUUGUGUGUGUGUGUGUUUAUUUGAAGCAGUAUCUAACUGAGUUUUUACAUACCGUCCGCACCCGUAUGAAUGCUAAAAAUUAAGUAAAACAUUUCAUAAACUUUCUUCACGAUAGUGUUCAACGGGGUAUGUGUGGUUGCUUACAAAAAAAUAUUGAACUGUGCUACUUGUGCCAGUUCUAAAGACAUUUUCUAUUGUCGAGUUGGGAUUUUACGGAGUUAAACGUUUGUUUUCCCAUGUUGAGAACGGUUAACGAGGUUGAAUUGUAUGUUUGAUGUCUGAUCAGCGUUUUAUGCUGUUGACAUAGUGAGUGUUACAAUGGCCUGCACUGGCCUGAGCAAUCCUGUAAGUAAUGACUAUUCUUCUCUUCUUCUUUCCUGUCAUUAUUGGCACUCAUUUCGCUUAAUUUUAUCCGUAGCUGGAUUAUUAAGUCCUGCGCUGCGAACAACAUACACACAUUUUUCAACACAUAUGAGUAAAAUUUUACCGAUGAGACUUCAUUGUAACGGUUAUAAUUCAAACGCCGAUAGCGACAGUUUACGCGAAUGCAUUAGAUGGUUUUUGUUUUGUCAUAAAUUAAUUAAUCGAUACCUGAACAGGGCGGUAGUAUAAUGUGGCUUGUUAUUCGUCGUUUUACAAUUAUUACAAAGUGUGCAGGCUGCGUUGAUCGUACAUACCUCACGUUUAAGCCGGCUGCUUUUCAGGGAGCAACGAGUAGGAUAGUUUUUAAUUAAUUGAGAGAAAGACCACUAGAAGGAACUUUAUAUAUAUACACAUCGUUCAUCAGACAAAAAGUAUGUCAGGUGCAGCGUAGCUUUAUCAAUAUUUAACUACACAUUUUGUCACAUAAUUUUACGCGGUCGUACACACCAGAGAGCAGCCGGUGAUGAUGGAGUUGUUCGUCUGCGAGUGUGCCGUUGCGUUCCGAGCAGACCGUCAGUUGGACGGAGCAAAUAAGCCACGGCCGGCUGUAUGUACAUCAUCAGCAACGCGCAUCUCCUCCUCUAGUGAUGAGCAUUUUUUGUCGCGAAAGGUGCGUUAUCACGGUGGCGUUACGAUUACGAAAAUAGAUUAUCACAACACAGGAUCAGGGGCCGAGGAGUCGAGGGGAAACGCACGUAGGCCGACCGCGACUGUUACGCGAGAUGUUGUACGCUCCGUACGUGUGUGUUUUACCAAGCAUUCCGAAUCGUUCGUUUAGCUUCACAAUCCCGGCCAUAGACGCCAUGAGCCCGUACCGCGCGCAUCGAAUGCAUUUGUAUCGCGCGGUGUCUGGCGCUUUGAUGCUGCACAACAUCAAAUGCGCCACGGGGUACUAAUUCCUGGCACCUUUUGCCGGUGCGUCGUCUUAGAAGUUUCGACCUCGUUUUUGUUUUUUCGUUUGUCCCCCACCGGUACGAUUGUUUCUUCUUGGCUGUCAUUUUUCUUUGCCAAUGCGACUGAAUCCGGAACCCACCCAAACCGGGGGACGACGUUUGUUUAGUGAGUUGUGUUUAUAUCGAUGCAAGCGCAUAAUGAGGAGUUAAUUGGUAAUAGAGUUUUAUUUCCUUGCGUGCUGUUUCUACCGUUGAGUGAUGCUUUACAAAACACACAAACGAACGAUUAUCUGGACAUAAAUCAUUCCUAGACAUUUGCCUUCGGUAAGCGUUUGGCGGAAAACGUGCUCGUUUAAAUGUGUAUCAUUAUAAAUUAUGUUGAUGUUAAAUAGAAGUGAAUUGCAUAACUGCA